Messenger RNA from Coregonus sp. 'balchen', 1238 nucleotides. Lineage: Eukaryota; Metazoa; Chordata; Actinopteri; Salmoniformes; Salmonidae. The record is from the annotation of a GenBank genome assembly.
UUGUUCAAUAGCGGAUGUUCCAGGCAUGGCCAGCAUGGCGGUCCAGCUGAUGGGCUUCUUCCUGGGUCUGCUGGGGCUUGUGGGUAGUGUAGUUGCUACGGUGCUCCCCCACUGGAGGCGGACGGCCUAUGUGGGCUCUAACUUCAUCACAGCCACUGCCUUCUUGAAGGGGCUCUGGACGGAGUGUGUGUGGCACAGCACGGGCAUCUACCAGUGUGAAGUAUACCGCUCAAUGCUGGCUCUGCCACCUGACCUGCAGGUAGGAAUGAUUGGUUGAUUGAUUUGUUGAUUGAUUGAUUAAUUGAUUAGAUUAAUUUGAGCACAUGGUAGUUUAUUAAAAUGGGGGCAGGGUGUCAUUUGAGCAACAGCCAUUAUGAUACUAAACUCCUCUCACUCCCUCCCUCCCUAGGCGGCACGGGCGUUGAUGUUGCUAUCCUGCCUGACCUCCACCCUGGCAGUCCUCGUGUCCUCUGCAGGGAUGAAGUGUACCCGCUGUGCCCGCGGCUCAUAAAUAAAAAAAUUUAUUGGUCAUUUAGCAGACGCUCUUAUCCAGAGCGACUUACAGGAGCAAUUAGGGUUAAGUGCCUUGCUCAAGGGCACAUCGACAGGUUUUUCACCUAGUCGGCUCGGGGAUUAGAACCAGCGACCUUUCGGUUACUGGCACAACGCUCUUACCCACUAAGCUACCUGCCAUCCACCAAGCACGCCCUGGCCAUCAGUGGAGGGGUCUGCUUCCUGUCUGCAGGCAUGCUCUGCCUAAUCACUGUCUGCUGGACAACCAAUGAUGUCAUCCUUGACUUCUACAACCCCAUCAUACCUGAAGGUACUAUUCAAUAUAUUUUAUUCAUCUUUAUGUAUGUAUUUUAUAACUCUGCUACUAGUCUUUUUUCAUUUAAACAUGUUUGCAGAAAUAACAAACAAUUACAAAAUAACAAGAAAUGUUACUUUGUGUUGCAGGUAUAAGGUAUGAGAUUGGUGUGGCAGUAUAUUUGGGCUACGUCUCAGCCUGUCUUAGUCUGAUGGGAGGGGCGGUGCUCUGUUGGAACUGUGAGGGGCGGCCCAGGAACCCCCUCCAUCUACCUCGUUAUCGCCACCCUCCUCCUCCCCUCGUCUUCAGUACUAUAAACACCCCCAACACCCAAGCACCCCCCUACUAUCCCCCUGUCGCCCUGAAAGGGAACCACACCCCCUCACGCACCUCAGUGUCCAGCAAUGGCUACAGACUCAACGACUACGUC